AUGGCGACAGCCUUCUGGGACCGCGAGAAGGCCUACAAAGAGUGGGAGGAAUUGCUCAAGCGGGCAACUAGUCCUGAGGAAUCUGACAAGAUCGCCACAGCAAACCAGCUGAACUCGCCCCUACUUCGUCUACCUGGCGAGAUCCGCAAUCACAUCUACACCUACAUCUGCCGAUCCAUUACAGUCAAGCACGGGAAGCGUUCAGAAGUUUCCGGAAGCUCAUGUCUCUUCACCAAAACCUUCCUCCUCGCCUGCAAACAAUUCUACUGCGAGGCCAUCGCACUCUUGUAUACCCACGCGACGUUCGAGUUGUCUGGAUGGGCAGGAUGGGCAGCUCACGUAAGCCUCAACCCCAAAUAUCGCAACCUCAUUUCCUCGCUAUAUUUGGACCAUAAUAUUCUCCAUACUGCAACACGGAAGGCUCGGGAGUUCAAGGCUGGUAUAAGGACUGAAUCUGAUCUGCCUGGGGUUGAGAGGGUGCUUUUAAAGCAACCUACUAGGGCGAAUGAUGUAUACAUCAAUGCGCUACAAGGAAUGUUUGGAAAGCAGACCUUACAGGUCACCGACGAGGAGAUUACAGAUCCAGAAAUGCUCUUUUUGAUGCGAUAUUCUUCAAUGCAAAGUUGA
Alternaria triticimaculans is the source of this 627-nucleotide messenger RNA. RefSeq lists its product as uncharacterized. Bases 1 to 627 code for a protein of 208 amino acids. The record is from RefSeq and is a predicted model, not a curated record. Lineage: Eukaryota; Fungi; Ascomycota; Dothideomycetes; Pleosporales; Pleosporaceae. The transcript is spliced from 2 exons.